UAGGGGCCCGGAGUCGGAGAGCGGAGAGCCGGUGAGGAUAGCGGCGUGCGGGGACGGGCGCAGCAUCUUCGUUCCCGGGACGCGCAGACCUAGAGGAGGCGAAGGGGUGUCGGGUCCUGGUAGCUGCUGGAGCUCCAAGGUGACCAAGGAUGGCAGAGAGGAUGUGACUGUCACCCACCUUUGUCCGCCCUCCUCGUGGCACCACCAUGCAAAAGCCCAGUGGUCUGAAGCCCCCUGGCCGAGGGGGGAAGCACUCCAGUCCGGUCGGCAGGCCGUCCAUUGGGUCCGCCUCAUCAUCUGUGGUAGCAUCAGCCAGUGGCUCCAAGGAAGGGUCUCCCCUGCACAAGCAGGCGUCCGGCCCCUCCUCGGCUGGAGCCACCAAUUUGGUCUCUGAGAAGCCAGGUCCAAAGGCAGCUGAAGUGGGUGAUGACUUCCUGGGAGACUUCGUAGUGGGCGAGAGGGUGUGGGUGAAUGGCGUGAAGCCAGGCGUGGUACAGUACCUGGGAGAGACACAGUUUGCGCCAGGCCAGUGGGCCGGCGUGGUCUUGGAUGACCCGGUGGGCAAGAACGAUGGAGCUGUGGGGGGCGUGCGCUACUUCGAGUGCCCGGCUCUGCAGGGCAUCUUCACACGGCCCUCCAAACUGACUCGCCAGCCCACGGCCGAGGGCUCGGGCAGUGACGCCCACUCAGUGGAAUCCCUCACCGCCCAGAACCUGUCCCUGCAUUCCGGCACGGCCACACCCCCACUCACCAGCCGAGCCAUCCCCCUGCGGGAGAGCGUGCUUAACAGCUCCAUGAAGACAGGCAAUGAGUCCGGUUCAAACCUCUCCGACAGUGGUUCUGUGAAACGCGGUGACAAGGACCUUCACCUCGGAGACCGUGUGCUGGUUGGUGGGACGAAGACCGGUGUGGUACGCUAUGUUGGGGAGACGGACUUUGCCAAAGGCGAGUGGUGUGGCGUGGAGCUGGACGAGCCGCUGGGGAAGAAUGAUGGGGCUGUGGCAGGCACCAGGUACUUCCAGUGCCCACCCAAGUUUGGUCUCUUUGCACCUAUCCACAAGGUCAUCCGAAUUGGUUUCCCGUCUACCAGUCCAGCCAAGGCCAAGAAGACCAAGCGCAUGGCUAUGGGCGUCUCUGCCUUGACCCACAGCCCCAGCAGUUCUUCCAUCAGCUCUGUCAGCUCUGUGGCCUCCUCUGUUGGUGGCCGGCCCAGCCGUAGUGGCCUGCUCACGGAGACCUCUUCGCGCUAUGCCCGGAAGAUCUCAGGUACCACAGCUCUGCAGGAGGCCCUGAAGGAGAAACAGCAGCACAUCGAGCAGCUGCUGGCUGAGCGGGACCUGGAGAGGGCUGAGGUGGCCAAGGCCACCAGCCAUAUCUGUGAGGUGGAGAAGGAAAUCGCCCUGCUGAAGGCACAGCAUGAGCAGUAUGUUGCAGAAGCCGAGGAGAAGCUGCAGCGCGCAAGGUUGCUGGUGGAGAACGUGAGGAAAGAGAAGGUGGAUCUGUCCAAUCAGCUGGAGGAGGAGAGGAGGAAGGUGGAGGACCUGCAGUUCCGCGUGGAAGAAGAGUCCAUCACCAAAGGAGACUUGGAGACCCAGACCCAGCUGGAGCAUGCGCGCAUUGGUGAGCUGGAGCAGAGCCUGCUACUGGAGAAGGCGCAGGCCGAGCGGCUGCUCAAAGAAUUAGCGGAUAACAGGCUGACCACAGUGGCCGAGAAAUCUCGGGUGCUGCAGCUGGAGGAGGAGCUGAGCCUGCGGAGAGGUGAGAUUGAAGAGCUGCAGCACUGUCUCCUCCAGUCGAGCCCGCCGCCCCCGGACCACCCGGAGGCCGCCGAGACCCUCAGGCUGCGAGAGCGGCUGCUGUCGGCCAGCAGGGAGCACCAGCGGGACAGCACCUUGCUCCAGGACAAGUACGAGAAGAUGCUAAAGACCUACCAGACCGAGGUGGACAAGCUCCGGGCGGCCAACGAGAAGUACGCCCAGGAGGUGGCCGACCUCAAGGCCAAGGUCCAGCAGGCCACCAGCGAGAACAUGGGACUCAUGGAUAACUGGAAAUCCAAGCUGGACUCACUGGCCUCCGAUCACCAGAAGUCCCUGGAGGACCUGAAGGCCACGCUGAACUCCGGCCCCGGCGCUCAGCAGAAGGAGAUCGGAGAGCUGAAGGCACUGGUGGAGGGCAUCAAGAUGGAGCACCAGCUGGAGUUAGGCAACCUGCAGGCCAAGCACGACCUGGAGACGGCCAUGCACGGGAAGGAGAAGGAGGGCCUGCGGCAGAAGCUGCAAGAGGCCCAGGCAGAGUUGGCUGAGGUGCAGCAGCACUGGAGAGCGCAGCUGGAGGAGCAGGCCAGCCAGCACCGGCUGCAGCUCCAGGAAGCCCAGGACCAAUGUCGGGACACCCAGCUGCGCGUCCAGGAGCUGGAGGGACUGGACGUGGAGUACCGGGGCCAGGCUCAGGCCAUAGAGUACCUCAAAGAGCAGAUCUCGCUGGCUGAAAAGAAGUUGCUGGAUUACGAGAUGCUGCAGAGGGCAGAGGUCCAGAGCAGGCAGGAGGCGGAGCGGCUUCGGGAGCAGCUUCUGGUGGCUGAGAACAGACUGCAGGCGGUCGAGUCCCUGUGCUCAUCCCAGCACGGCCAUGUGAUCCAGUCCAGUGACCUAUCUGAGGAGAAGAUUCUGAUGAAGGAGACUGUGGAGGGCCUACAGGACAAGCUGAACAAGAGGGACAAAGAGGUGGCAGCCUUGACAUCUCAGAUGGACAUGCUCAGGGCCCAAGUAAGUGCCCUGGAGAACAAGUGCAAGUCGGGAGAGAAGAAGAUGGAUUCUCUCCUGAAGGAAAAGAGACGCCUAGAGGCAGAGCUGGAGACUGUGUCUCGGAAGACCCAUGAUGCCUCAGGCCAGCUGGUUCACAUCAGCCAAGAGUUGCUACGGAAGGAGAGGAGCCUGAAUGAGCUGAGGGUGUUGCUGUUGGAAGCGAAUCGUCACUCCCCAGGGCCCGAAAGAGACCUGAGCCGUGAGGUUCACAAGGCUGAGUGGCGGAUAAAGGAACAGAAACUGAAGGAUGACAUCCGGGGCCUUCGGGAGAAGCUGACUGGGCUGGACAAGGAGAAGUCCCUGUCUGAGCAGAGACGCUACUCCCUCAUCGACCCCGCGUCAGCCCCCGAGCUGUUGAGGCUGCAGCACCAGCUGGUGAGCACAGAGGACGCCCUGCGCGACGCUCUGGACCAGGCCCAGCAGGUGGAGAGGCUGGUGGAGGCCCUGAGGGGAUGCUCAGAUAGAAUUCAGACCAUCAGCAAUUCCGGUUCUGCCAACGGUAUCCACCAGCCAGACAAGGCCCACAAGCAGGAGGACAAACACUGACCUAAGGGACAUCACGGACCGGGCCCCCUUCACACCAGAGCCCUGCCAGGCUUCCCGCAGCACCACCUUCAGGCAGGAGCCAGCGCUGUCCCUUUGGAGAUGAGACUGUUUGUACUGAUCUGGCCUCACCGCCGUGGACAAGUCCAACCCGAACCCCCUGCCGGCCCAGGAGGCUCCCGUAGACACGGCCUUCCGCAGGGCGCAGUAUGGCUGGGCCUGGCCCUGGAGAAUCUCCCUUGUCCCAGGGAGCUUCUCGAAUUUGCAGAGGCUGAAGCAAUCCAGUUGGGCCUCUCUUGGCUAUAGCAGGCUGUCCCAAGGCUUGUCUGGGCACCUGGUUACUUCUUGGCCUCCCUUUCUUCUGGUGUCCCCAGGUCCCCUGGCAGGCGCCUGAGGGAUGAAGCGGGGGGGCCCCUGCUUGGACAGACACACACACUGAGAAGGGCUUCAAUCUUCAGAAACCAGAGAGGGGGUUCCUUGCUUCACAUGCCGAGCCUCUUUUACACAUUGGUACAAGGUCUCUUGGGCCUCUCUAGCCAGGGAAGAUUUGGGGGUGACGGGCUCUUUAUUCCUCGACGCCAAGCUAGUCUGUGUACCUGCCUCCCACCUGCCUUCCAGAAAGCACUGAGCAGACAGCUACAGUAUUAGGUGCGCGCGCAAACCCACCCUUGCCCCCAUCUUGACCUUGAGCUAGGCCUGCCCUUCCUGCCUUGGGGCUUGGGUCCGAGAGCAGGUACAGAACUCUUUAAACAGAGCAUCAUAUGGUGUUAUACUGGGUGAGGGAAAUCAACCCGGCUCCCUUUAUUUCUGGGAGCCUCUGUUACUCCAAAGACCCCAGCGUCCCACAGAGGAGCUGCCGCUGUCUUCCCAGGCAGGACAGUGUGGUUAAGUCCCUCAGGAUGGCCCAGAUGGCCUCUGUGAGCACUGCCAGGCGCUGGCAGGUGGCGCUCACUCUCGCCCUUAGGGACGAAGAGUCGAAUUAGCCCUUUCAGCCCAACCCCUGCUUCCCGUUGGCUUUUGGGCCGCACUUGCCUUUAACAACAGCAGCCUAGAGCCUAGGACUGAUGCUUUAGCGGCCCAACCGCAGAGUCAAGUUCUGCUCUUCCCAGCACAACUGGGCAGCUCCUGGAUUAGGAAUUAACAGCCAAAGGCUCCCACAGUAGGGACCAGACGGGGCUGAGCCGUCUGGAGUGGGCUUGCACCUGGCAGGUGUGCAAGAAGCCAUUCCCCAUAAGCACUGGCCUUUGCAGUGCUCCCCAGCCUACCUGGUGUGGCCACCCAGCUGUGGCUCAGCCAUCCCCCCCCGUGGAAUUGUGGAAGUGUGGCAAGUCCAUGUUUGGACAAUAAAGCUUGUGACUGAGGUG
Molecule: messenger RNA, 4711 nt
Organism: Meriones unguiculatus (Mongolian gerbil)
Lineage: Eukaryota; Metazoa; Chordata; Mammalia; Rodentia; Muridae
Gene: Clip2
Product: CAP-Gly domain containing linker protein 2
Exons: 17
Coding region: 207-3350 (1047 amino acids)
Biological process (GO): cytoplasmic microtubule organization
Cellular component (GO): nucleus; microtubule plus-end; cytoplasm
Molecular function (GO): microtubule plus-end binding
Source: RefSeq, a predicted model, not a curated record